AUGAAACGUAAUAAUCGAGGCAACCCGAUCCAAGUGACCCACCGAUGGAAUCGGCCAUCUUCAUCUUGUUUACCAUGUCGUGUAAAAAAGCGCCGAUGUGAUCGUGCUCAGCCAUGCUCGAACUGCGUGCUGCGAAGCAUUCCAUGCAACUAUGCGGGGCAGAGCCCAGAGAUUCCAGGGCCACAAGGCGUUUCGCAACUCCCCAGAGGAGUGCAUCCUGCAAAAUCAGCGGAAGUCGAUAAGCACAAUGUUGAGGAGCUUCUUCAGCGCAUUCGAAGGCUGGAAGAUGGACUAGCUGACAAACAAGUAUUGUCUCAUCACGCCGACUUAGAACGUCAGGGGGUAUUUAAAAACUUCACAUCCACUUCAAAGGUAGCUCUUGGCUCUCACUUUGUCAAGCCAUUCAAUCAGCAUCCCCCAUCGUACUCAAAUCUAUAUGAGCACACCCAGUAUCCAAGCAUCAUCGAUAUGACUCGCGAGCUUCCUCCACUACGACAGGCAAAUCACCUGUUCGAUAAUUUUGUGAGAGUAUUGCAGCCGACUUUGGGCGUUCUUCAUAUUCCGUCUACUCGUAUCCUGAUGGAACGCACAUAUCAGUGCCUCCUGGAGGGCGAGGAGCCUCCGCCUGCGGACUUGAUGUUAGUUUUCGCCGUGUUCGCUGGAGCUGCACUUGUCUGGACGCCUCAGCUCCUGGAGAAGCUGAACGCCACUCAGUGGGAAGCAAAAUCGGCUUUCAUGGCAUACGCUCGUCUUGCACUGGCUAUCUUGGAUCAUCCUCGUCAAACUCUAAAGUCAUCGACCACGGCUCUUGUUGCCAUUGGCACCAUGGCUCAUCUGCUCAUGAAUACUGAUGGCUUCCCCCUGAAGGUCCAUGUGCUCCGUCAUCGGUGUCUUUUGAUGUCGAAAGAUUUGGGAAUCCAUCGUUUGGAUACGGCCAAGUCUCGAGAGGAGCGCAGGCUCAAGGGCUGUGAUAUGAUUGAAGUCGAGGUUCAAAGACGUAUUUGGUGGUGGAUGGUAGCAUCUGACUGGCUACUUUCUUUUUCCGGUGGGCCUCAAGAAGGUGCAUACACCUUUCAGCCAAAGCAUAUGAAUGUGAAUUUGCCGAGUAACACGGACGAUGAAUACAUUACAAGCACGGAGGUUAAGCAAGAUUUGCCUUUGUCCGAACCCACCAACAUUUCUGCGUUCUUCUUUAGAGUCAAGUCAUCAGAACUUUGCCGUGAAGUUAUUGAUGCAUUGCCGUCUAUCUUGCUGGAUUCACAAGAGCCAACCUACGAUACUAUUCUCCAGCUGGACAAACGGUUUCAUGAUCUCCUCGACAGUGUCCCGACAUUCUUCAAACUGGACCCUGAUAGCAUCCGACAGAGUCAGGCCAUAUGCAAGGAGCGACCUCACAUCACCUGGCAGCGGAUUGGCUUACAUUUCAGUAUCCACACCCGUCUCUGUCGACUUCAUCGUCCAUAUCACCUCGAGGGUGUGACGACCGCCAAGUAUGCCUAUUCGCACUCGGUAUGUAUCCGCUCCGCCCACAAAAUACUUGAGCUGCGACGCACGAUGGACGAGGUGGACUCCGAGGUCGGGCUCAAACCCGCACGAUUCUGGACAGUCAUGCACCAUGUGUUCUUUGCGGCUUUGAUUUUAGCAAUGGACGUCUCUUUCAAUCCCCCAAGCACCGGACGCCCAUGCUCGGAAAGCCAAGCAUCUGGACUUGGCGGAUCACAGACCGUUCAUGCAGGCGAGAGUUCAGGUUUUGUACAGCCCUCCUCCUCGUUGCCUGGGGACAGUGCUCUCGGCUUCGGGCUGAUCAACGACAUGGGCGAGGAAAGUUGGGAAAAUCUCUGGUCUGAGUUUGUGGCUGUGGCCCCUGAUCUUGAAGCGCCACAGUGGAACGCACUACUCGAUGACGUUGAUUUUACCUCUCAGCUCGAUAUUUAUUAG
This is a messenger RNA of Penicillium maclennaniae, 1938 nucleotides long. RefSeq lists its product as uncharacterized. Bases 1 to 1938 code for a protein of 645 amino acids. Gene Ontology annotation, molecular function: zinc ion binding; DNA-binding transcription factor activity, RNA polymerase II-specific. The record is from RefSeq and is a predicted model, not a curated record. NCBI's taxonomy places the organism in Eukaryota, Fungi, Ascomycota, Eurotiomycetes, Eurotiales, Aspergillaceae. Gene Ontology annotation, biological process: regulation of DNA-templated transcription. The transcript has 5 exons.